Molecule: messenger RNA, 2204 nt
Organism: Carassius carassius (crucian carp)
Lineage: Eukaryota; Metazoa; Chordata; Actinopteri; Cypriniformes; Cyprinidae
Product: serine/threonine-protein kinase PAK 6-like
Exons: 8
Coding region: 28-1845 (605 amino acids)
Biological process (GO): intracellular signal transduction; protein phosphorylation; regulation of MAPK cascade
Cellular component (GO): cytoplasm
Molecular function (GO): ATP binding; protein serine/threonine kinase activity
Source: RefSeq, a predicted model, not a curated record
GUGUUGUGCGCUCUUCAGAGCGGACGCAUGGCUCUGAUGUCGUGUCAUGAUGAUGGGACACUCUCUUGUUUCCAGCAGGCUGUCAGGAUGUUCCAGAGGAAGAAGAAGAAGAAGAAGAAGAGGAGGCUGGAGAUCUCCACACCGAGGAACUUCGAGCACAGGGUGCACACGUCCUUCGACCCGGUGCAGGGCUGUUUCGUGGGACUGCCGCCCCAAUGGCAAAGCAUUAUAGACACGCUCCGGAGACCCAAACCUGUGGUGGACCCCUUCAGCUUCACACAGGUGCAGCUCAAGCCCCAGAGGAGCAUUGUUCGCGGCAGCUUCAUCGGACAUGAGGACUACAUUUCUGCAGCGAUCGCUGAGAUGAGUCGACUCUCUGUGUCAAGCUCGAACUCGUUGAGGAGAACCAGCCCGUCUUUAAGGAAAAGAGCCCAGUCUCUGGGUCGUCUGGGUGAGGAAGCUGAAGGAGAGACUUACGAAUAUCAGGAGCUCAAUGAGGCUGAUCAGAGAAACGGCCAGUCGGUCUCAGACUGGAGCUCCAGAUCCAGACCGGUCCAGACCGAGAGCAGAUCCUCCAUUAUCUCCAGAGAUCCACGACCCAGAGCCAAGUCCAUGUUCAUGGGACAGACGGACAUUUUACUGGUGUCUACAGCUGGCCGUGAAGGACCCGGUGUCUCUAAAACAGACGAUGAACCCAAGCAGAGGCCCGUCUGGUGUCAUGAUGGAGAAAGACUGAACUCAGAUCAGCUCAAGAGGAGACCGCAGUCCACAUCCAACUUCACCGUGAAUUCAUUGGGAUUCCCAGCCAUUUCCAAACCCAAUGGCACUAGCAGUCCAAAACCAGGCCUUGUAACGCUAAGCAGUGACCAGAGAGCACGGCGUUCCUCCAACGAGCUGGUUUCUCCCGUCAGAUCCCCCGUGAGUCCCAGCGGACAGACGGCCGUCAGCAGAGUCACACACCAGCAGUUCAGAGCCGCGCUGCAGAUGGUGGUGGACCCCGGCGACCCUCGCCCCUCUCUGGAGAACUUCGUGAAGAUCGGCGAGGGCUCCACGGGUGUGGUGUGCAUCGCCCGAGAGAAGCACAGCGGGCGGCUGGUCGCCGUCAAGAUGAUGGACCUCCGUAAACAGCAGAGGAGAGAACUGCUCUUCAACGAGGUGGUUAUCAUGAGAGACUACAGACAUAGAAACGUGGUGGAGAUGUUCAGGAGUGCUCUGGUGGGUGAAGAGCUGUGGGUCAUCAUGGAGUACCUGCAGGGCGGCGCUCUCACCAACAUCGUCUCAGAAACCAGGCUAACAGAGGAGCAGAUUGCUACAGUGUGUGAAGCUGUUCUUCAGGCUCUGUGUUAUCUUCACGCACAGGGCGUCAUACACAGAGACAUCAAGAGCGACUCUAUCUUACUCACGCUGGACGGCCGGGUCAAACUGUCCGACUUUGGAUUCUGUGCUCAGAUCAGCAAAGACAUCCCGAAGAGGAAGUCGUUAGUCGGGACUCCGUACUGGAUGGCGCCCGAAGUGGUUUCAAAGAAGCUGUACGGCACCGAGGUGGACAUGUGGUCUCUGGGGAUCAUGGUGGUGGAGAUGAUCGAUGGAGAACCUCCGAAUUUCAGCGAGACACCGAUAGAAGCGAUGAAGAGACUGCGAGACGAGCCUGAGCCGACCGCAAGAAACAUCAGCAAGAUCUCUCCGGUCCUGAGGGACUUUCUGGACUCGAUGUUGACCCGUGAUCCUCUGGAGCGAGCGAGCGCCGGAGAUCUGCUCCAGCAUCCCUUCAUGCUGCAGGCCACUUCUCCUCGCUGUCUGGUGCCUCUAGUGGAGCAGCACCGCAAACACAUGUCCCACUGCUGACCUACGAGUCCCACAUUAGCACUUUUGACUGUGAAUGUUCCUGAUCUACUGAAACACUGAGCUGGACUGCUGACCUUCCCUCUGGAGACUCGCAGGAACAAUUCAUCCCAAACCCAUCAUUCUGUCGGCAUCCAUUCAGCUUAUUCUAAUGCAUUUGCACAGAAACUUUGACAUUACGUGUUGUGUGUAAUAUAGACUGAGCUGCUGGGUUUAUUAAAGCCAUCUGAUGAUUGUUCACAAUAUGCUGCAGGACAAUGAAUUAAAAGGUCAUUUUGUCCUUAUUUCUCGCAAUUCUGAAAAAAAAAAACAUAAUUGUGAAAUGUUAACUUACAAUUGCAAAACAAUAAAAAAAGGUAAUU